GAUGUAUGCUGCUGGUGCUAACAUAAAAGUAUAAUAUGCCACACACGCACGCGCGCGCGCGCGCUCGCGUGUCGUUUGAUUUCUCCCCCAGCCUAUUUGCGCCGGUUUAAUCUCCCUAGGCUGUGACGUCACGGCGGCCGCGCGCACUGCCUAUCUGUGCGCGCUCCCGGAUUUUGAAUGCUGCUCGAGAGAAGUCUCCCGUAGCGAGGAGGUGGUGGUGGCGGCGGCUGCGCGCGUGGUCGUGUGCGCUCCAGGGGUCCCCAGGAUCAGCCCGCGUCCCGCUUUAUUCUGGUUUCAGUGCAGAAUGGUGAAAAAUCGAGCGGAGCACGCGCUUAGUUUCGAAGUUCAUUUACCGUGAGCGUGUGUGUGAGUGUGUGAGUGUGCGCGCGCUCGGACAGACCACAGCAGCCGGGCAACACAAACAGCUGCACGAUCGCUUGUUGGUUGUAGCCGAACGCAAAGCUAUUUAUUUUUAUUUUUUGCCACCACCGAGAUGAUCCGAACCAGUUUUAGGGCUUUUAUCGUCGCAGACAAUGAGACUGCAUGGAUCUGGAUUCCUCCUCUGGGUUCCUGCUAAGCCACUGUGACACCAAUAUCUGCAAUUUGUUCAAGACCCAGGCUGCUCCUGCAGUGAGUCAGUAUCAUGGAGGUAGGCAGCGGGGCUGCUGCAGCGGUGGGGAGUACAGCGCUAGGACUGUUCACAGCUACAGGGAGUCAUGACAUCUCUGACAGGGGACUGAGGCCUGGCCGCAACCUGGAAGCCGACGACGUAGUGCCUGAGCUUGCCAGGAGUAUCCACCCCCGGGAGAGGCCUGACUGGGAGGAAACCAUCAGCGCUAUGGCGCGGAGUGCAGAAAUCCCCGAGCUGAGCAGUGAACCGCUGAUCCGCUCAUGCAGCAGCACUGCCAGCAUGAAGGUCAAGAACGUCAAAAGGCUUUCAUUCACCAAGGGCCACUUCCCGAAGUUAGCCGAAUGUGCACAUUUCCACUACGAAAACGUGGACUUCGGGAGCAUACAGCUGAGCCUCGCUGAAGAGCAGAGCGAAGUGAGCCGGAAUGGCCUGGAGCUGAAAGAGCUGGUGUACCUGGUUCAUAUCUACUGUCAGGGACGAAGCUGGAUGGUGAGGCGCAGCUAUGAAGACUUCCGUGUCCUGGACAAACACCUCCAUCUGUGCAUCUAUGACCGGCGUUUUUCCCAGCUCCCAGAGCUGCCUCGAUAUGACAGCAUAAGGGAGAGAGCAGAGGCAGUUUUCCAGAUGCUGAUGGCUUACCUUUCCCGUCUCUCAGCAAUUGCUGAUAACAAGAUAAACUGUGGGCCGGUCCUUACAUGGAUGGAGGUUGACAACAAAGGGAACCGUCUGCUGGUGCAUGAAGAAUCCUCCAUCAACGUUCCAGCCAUUGCAGCUGCCCACGUCAUUAAGCGAUACAUCGCCCAGGCGGCGGACGAGCUGUCGUUUGAGGUGGGAGACAUUGUAUCAGUGAUUGACAUGCCUCCUAAAGAGGAUACCACGUGGUGGAGAGGGAAACAUGGCUUCCAGGUUGGCUUUUUUCCCAGUGAGUGUGUGGAGCUGAUUAACGACAAGGUCCCUCAGUCUGUCACCAACUCAGUGCCAAAACCAGCGUCCCCCUGCUCUGCUCUGCGGCCGGCCUCCUGGAGUCUCUUCCCACCCUAUUUGGAGAUGGCGAGUGUAAAGCAGGACAGUGCAUUGGCACCCGACCCAUUAAACCCCUACAGGCUGAGCUCAGUAUCCAAGAAGCACGGGAAGCUGAUCACGUUCCUGCGCACCUUCAUGAAGUCCAGGCCCACAAAGCAGAAGCUGAAGCAGCGUGGGAUCCUCAGAGAGAGGGUGUUCGGCUGUGACCUGGGAGAGCAUCUCCUCAACUCCGGCCACGAUGUCCCCCAGGUGCUUAAGAGCUGCACAGAGUUCAUUGAGAAGCAUGGAAUUGUGGAUGGAAUGUAUCGGCUCUCUGGGAUCGCAUCCAACAUCCAGAAACUGCGGCAUGAAUUUGAUUCGGAGCAGAUCCCCGAUCUAACCAAAGAUGUUUACAUCCAGGAUAUCCACUGUGUGGGCUCGCUGUGCAAGCUCUAUUUCCGAGAGCUGCCUAACCCACUACUCACCUACCAACUUUAUGAGAAAUUCUCGGAGGCAGUUUCAGCAGCGACAGAUGAGGAGAGGCUAAUCAAAAUACAUGACGUCAUACAGCAGCUGCCUCCGCCACAUUACAGGACCUUGGAAUUUCUAAUGAGGCAUUUGUCACGACUAGCAGCAUUCAGCUAUGUGACCAACAUGCACAGUAAAAAUUUGGCAAUUGUUUGGGCUCCCAACCUACUGAGGUCUAAGCAGAUCGAAUCUGCAUGCUUUAGUGGAACAGCCGCCUUCAUGGAAGUGCGAAUACAGUCGGUUGUGGUUGAGUUCAUCCUGAACCAUGUAGAUGUUCUCUUCAGCCCUAAGCUGAGUUCACUGAUCAGAGAAGGAGCUGGUCACAACUCUUUGUCUCGUCCGAAAUCACUGCUAGUUCCUUCACCUUCCACCAAGUUGCUUACGUUAGAGGAAGCUCAGGCACGCACACAAGCACAAAUCAACUCCCCUGUUACUGCAGAUAGCAAGUACAUUGAAGUGGGAGAAGGUCCUGCUGCCUUACAGGGCAAAUUCCAUACUGUGAUUGAGUUCCCUACCGAAAGAAAAAGGCAGCCUAUUAAAUCAAAGAAGUCACCAGUUGGCAGCUGGCGGUCAUUUUUUAACCUCGGCAAGUCUUCCUCGACUUCUAAGCGCAAACUACACCGUAACCCAAGUGAACCUACUGAACUCAAGGCCAUGGCUUUAGGAGGAAGCAGAGGAGAUACUGGGACACUUCGAUCUGCGAAAAGUGAGGAGUCUCUCAGCUCACUGCACAACGUUGAAGGCGAGUCUAAAGUAUACCGACCGCGCCGGCCACGAUCCAGUAGCGACGCUCUCUCCACAUCCUUUAAUGGCGACCUGAUGGACAGCCGACAGCACUGCAACUCUUACGAUAACAUAGACCACGGAGACAGCGAAGGGGAUGACGGCCCAAUCUGUGUGCCAGCUCUGAUUUCCCCACCACGCUCUACCGACGAUGUGGAUUUGAGCCCUCCUGACAUUGGCAUGGCUUCUUUGGACUUCGACCCUAUGUCUUUCCAAUGCAGUUUGCCCCUGGCAGAAAGUUCUGCCAUUUCCCAUGACACCGAAGCUGUAAAUCUCAAGAGGAGUCCUGGCAGUGCCAGUGACUCAGAGCCUGUCUCACCUGUCAGACCGAAGAUUACUAGCCUCCAGCAGUCUCCUGAUCUCAGUCCAGCCUUUAGAAGUGCUUCUAACUUAUCUGAGAAAUUUAUGUUCCAGUCUUCGGAGAGCUGCGAAAAGUUUGCGGUGCUGCCGCCCUUGCGUAUAUCUCAUCCUACCGAUAACCCCAGACUCAGUAAAGGAGCAGAGAGCCCUGAUCACCAGCCAUUUCCAACUCCUCCUCCAGCUCUCCAAGAUUCCCCAGCCAAGAUUAGCCUGUUGUCCUUUAAAUCCAAUGAUUUGCCUCUUAGUGAAGCUAUUCAGCUGGAGCUUUUUUCCAAAUCUGCUUCAUCUGAGAGUAAAGAGGCAUUAGGGAUAGAUGCAAUACAACAAAUCAAUGCUCAGGAACCACCAGGAGCUCUAGCUCUGGACUCACCAAACAGCACUGCUCCAGUCAGCGCCGUGUCUCUUCUUCCUGCUCCUCCCCCACCAAAGAACACCGCCCGCAUGCUAGCUUUAGCAUUAGCCGAAUCUGCUCAGCAGGCUAGCAUUCUAUCUCAGACGGAAUCCUCUGCACCUCCCACACCUGUUUCACCCAUCGGGCCACAAGAGUUUCUGGAAACCCUUGCCUGGCCACCUCCUCACACCCUUAAACUGCAGACUUCCCACGAAGAAACAGCAGAUGUACCACAAUUUCCUGCUUCUUCCUCUUCAGCUGAUUCCUGCACCAUAAUUGAAACACUAACCCAAUCCGCCAGCAUGCAUCUCAUCCUAGAUGACAGUGAAAAGUCUCCCAAUAUGUCUAAUCGAGAGGACAUUGUGACUUUUGUGGCUCCCAGCAAAGAUGCUUCUCCAACACAACCUGUUCAACCUUUCCCAACACAUAACAGUCCAGAACGGCAGCAGCCUUCCAUCGGCCAGGCGCAAGCCAGCACUGAAACUUCCACAUCUAUCAGCACAUCCACCAAUAGUAGAAAGGAACUUCUAGUCACGCUGCAACCCGCAACCCAACCUAAGGUUCAGAGUCCUGAAAGUGUUUUGCCAAGAGCAACUACAAAACCCCUGGAGCAGCCAGUAGCUGUUCUCCAACCUCAGCGUCAAAUGCCGGUUCAGUCGCAGCCUCAAGCACAGCCUCACCCUCAGUGUCAGCCUCAAGGGCAGUCCAAGAAUGCACGAGUUGCACCUACAACAGCAAAUUCCCCAGAGCAUUCUGGAGAGAGGCCCUGGGAAUCGAUAACGCCUAUAAAUCCUCGAAUGGAAAGUGUUAGCCAUCAUGCUACUCAUGGAAUCACACCUCCACCACCACCACCUCCUGUUCGUUCCAUCGAGAGUAAACUCGCAGCAGCUGCUCUAUGUAAAACCGAAGCUCCCUAUCAUGCUAUGUUGGGAGAGGGGCCUGCAACCCCAUCGUUGGAUGACGCAGUCCCACAUCCUUCACAACGCAAGUCUUCCGUUCAUCUUUCAUCUUAUGUUUACCACUCUAAAGGAGAAACAGGUUUAAUGGAGCCCACUGGAGAGGCCUAUUACCACCAAAGACCUCUCCCUGCUGGGCCAGCUUCCAUGGGUUGCCAUUACCGGCCUGAAAGCGUGCCCCCUCAUUUAUCAUAUCUAACCAAGUCAGAGCACCAGAUUCCUUACAGAGCCCAUGGUGAUGGUCGCUACAAUACAAUUGGACCGAGGUCCUUCCACCAGUCGAUGAAAUCUCGUGAAGCAAUGAGGGGCGAGUAUGUUGCCUCAGGAUCGCUGCAUCGUAGCCACGGUUACAGCUCAGUGGACGGACAUGCCGCGUAUCCGACGAUCCGCAGGGUGCACUCUCUACAUGUCCCACCCACUGCUAUCCGAGCAGCGCCUGUAACUAGAACCGAGGUUCCUCCAGAUGAUGAUCUUUAUUACUACCAGCGCCCGGUCUACCACUGCAAGUCUUACCAACAGCCCUCACAAGCUGACUACCAUGUCACUCAACUGCAGCCGUACUUUGAGAAUGGAAGAGUCCAGUACAGGUACAGCCCUUACUCUGGCACUCAUUCUCUCGAUGUUCCCUACUACGACGCGGACCCUUAUGGCACCGUUCGUUUACGGCAUUACCAUUCGUUCAGUAGCCGUGACACCGGUCCGCAUCUCGGCAGGUCAGGGGCCAAAUCAGGUGGCUAUCACUAUUUGUCACGGCAUGCCAUUCCUGUGAAAGAGCAGACGUUUGUACCCAGGGAAAUCCCCCCCUGCCAUGGCCCGAAGGCUGCCGUUUACUAUGCUUGGGAUCCCGAGGAGGCAGAAAGGCUACGGAUGCAUUCUAUUCGCAGAGAAAGUCGCGCCAGACAAAAGGUAAAAGGCCCCAUCAUGUCACAAUAUGACAACGUGGGGCCCUACAUGCCUGGCGAUAUCGGGGGAGUAGAAGUGCUCCACUUGCGCAGUAAGUCAGAUCCUGGUAAAGCAGUCCUGGUCACUGCUGAAGGUAAAGAUGGGAGAUGCAGUGUAACCCCUGGAGCUCAGCAUGUCUCCAGACAUCUCAUGUCUCCUGACCCAACUGUUCUCAUGUACAUGGAAACUGAGAAACACUGCCAGGGAAAUGGAAUGGGAGACCGAGUUGCAGCGCCGAAACAAACCAGCUCCAGGUCCUACCAGUCCACGCAUUCACAUUUGUCCCAACCUCCACCACGGAGCAUGCCACCUGAAUCAGAAGGUAGUCAUCUUGAAUCCAAGUGUGAGCCAGGAGACAAUCAAAUGAGCAGUAAACAGUGGCAGGAGCACCCCGAGAGCAAAAGCUAUCAAGCCCGGUACGAUCGCACGGAUUCCGAACGGCAUGUCGGCAGAGUCAAUACUGCCAGCGGCAGCGAAGGUGACCAGAAGACGGCCCCCGUGAAACCCGUUCCCCCUCCCAAACCAGAGAGAUCUCAUAGUGUUAGAGAACGGCAGCACUACACCCAGCCUAACCCUCCUCAUGUGCAGAACUCUUUUUCACAACAACUACAAGGACAAAGACAAAGUUCUGUUACUCAACAAUCCCACUAUGAUAAUCUGGACGAUUAUCAUCCAGUACCUCAUUCACAAACCCCAUUGCCAAACCGUGGAGGGUCAAGCUUGUAUGGUACCCCUGGGUACUCGACUUCACACGCUAAUCGCGCAUACUCCACCGCCUUGGGACAGGGAGCUUUUAUCCGAGCUGAGCUUGCAAUGCAGAGGCCUGAAGCAGAGAUUAACGCAGAGUAAAAAACAGACUAAUAGGUUGGGAUUUAAAAUGUCGACUACAGUUUGGAAAAGUUCAUCAGCCUCUGCAGGACAGUGGACUGUUAAGACUGUAUCCAUUUAAUUUCCUCACAUUUUGUAACGUGUAAAGACUUUUUUUUUUUUAUUGAACUGAAUGUACCACGAUUUCUUUAAUAGAGUUUGAAAAAAGAGGCCACAUUGUGACAUUGAGAAAUGUGGAGGUCAUACUGUAGAUAUUGUAUGUGAUUGACAAAUGGUACGAUUACCCGAACCAGAAAAUGUUAUGUAUAUCGGAUAAAAAACAAAAAAACAAAAAAAGCUACUACUGGUUUUAAGGGAAUUUUUUUUAUGUUCUGUUUUGUUAUAAUAGAAUCAUUGGGGGUGGGUCUGAUUUGGGGAUAAAGCUUUGCAUUUUAGAAAUGCAUGUAAUCUAUCUCUUACAGAACAGUUCUGUGUACCUUGAUAUUCAUUGUGUACUUUAAAUGUUACAGUAACGGUGGAGGAGAACGUCGGUGUUAACAUCUCACUCUCCCACGACUCUGUGUACACAACUAGCCAGUGUGUCCAACCUGUGCUUCUCUGCCUUUUGGGUUGGAGACCGAAAAAUGUGCAAUCUCAUUGUUUGUUCUCCAACUGUGCCAUAUAUCACUGUUAUACGACUAUAUAUAUAUAUAUAUAUAUAUAUAUAUAUAUAUAUAUAUAUAUAUAUAUAUAUAUAUAUAUGUGUGUGUGUGUGUGUAUUUUUGCUAUAAAUUUAAUUUCAACAGAUUUUAAUGGUAAGGAUACUGUGUGAAGGACCAAAUGAUGAACGAAGUUUCGUAGUUGAGGAGGCGUUCAUGCAGCUCGCUUGGUUUAACUGAUAAGUUUGAAUGCCAGCAGGUCGAAGCAGGUGAGCUUUGUGUUUCUCCUACUUCAGGAACGAAACGCAAGGCAAACACGUUCCUGACUGUAUGUGCGUGAAGGGGCUUCAGUCAUCCAGGUCAUAGAAUGUGUAGUAGUAAGUGCAUGGAAAGGAGAUGUAGCAUGAUCUUUAGCGACAUUUCUCCACUCAUCUAAAGCGCUUCAUCAAGCGUUCUACUGAGUAGCUGAAAUUUUCCCCGUUUUGGAAUCACACACCACUGGCCGGUCUAGAGGUGAGCCAGCAGUUGAUCACUCAACUCUCAGGUGAUGAUUGCGGAGGUGCCAACAUUAAUUUUAUUUCUAUAGAAUUUAUUUUUGACCUCUUGGCACAAAGUGGAGAAGAGAUCUAAAAAAAAAAACAGAUCCCUUUUUAGCAGCAGUCGUUCUAAACAGCCAGAUAAUUAAAGGAGAAAGUAUAAUAUACAUACCCGUGUGAACCGAUAGAAGCCGAGUCGUGCGAUCGGGGAACAAUUUGGUCCUUAGAAAUCAUUCGAGGAGCUGCGUAUUGUUCUAGAGUUCAUUUCUCUUGCCGAUCCACCUUUUGUGUGAGUUCAGAUUUUCUUGUGUUGGCACCGUUGUAAAAGGAAUGUCUUCAGAAUGACAUCAGCAGUUUUGCAGCUGGUUAGUUUCCUACAGGCAGGCAGGAUAGUGGUUACAGAGGCUUUAACACAUUCGGACGCAUUUUUUUUUCAAUCAGCACCUUGAUACAAACUGUUCUGCAAAUUUUCACCUUUCAAGGCAAAACGUUUUUCGUCACGACCCUUAAGAUGGUCUGUUCAUGUAUUUUUUUACUGUUCAUGCAUCGCUUGUGCUUUACAUGUAUUUCGGAGCACAUGGUCUGUGAGAGACGUGAAGCAAAUGGAACCUGGGCUUGUUUCAGUCAUACCAGAUGCAUGUUUCUAUUUUGUUAAAAUGUUGUAUAAGUGCAAAUUCUCUUCCCCACCCCACCCUACCCCACCCCGUAGCAUUCAUUGUGUUUUACUCUGUAAUUCACGUUAACAGGGUUGGGAUGAACGCUUCAUCUUUUAUACAGUAUGUUUAUGAUUCUAAGUGGUAUUGCCCUGCCUCUCGUACCACAUUUUUGUCAGGUCCCGCCAAUGGUCUUAAUUUUUUUUUUUUUUUUUUCCUUUCAUUUUUAUGGGCACUUUUAUGAUUGAAAUUAACCUGCUUUUUGUUGUUGUUGUCUCUUUUUGGUGUUUUUAGACUGUGAAAAAGAUGGUUGGGUGACUAGAAAAAAAUGUUAAAUAAAAGCUUAUGUAUGCUAUUACAUUUCAA
Silurus meridionalis is the source of this 8614-nucleotide messenger RNA. It is a transcript of the gene arhgap32b, whose product is annotated as Rho GTPase activating protein 32b. NCBI's taxonomy places the organism in Eukaryota, Metazoa, Chordata, Actinopteri, Siluriformes, Siluridae. The transcript has 24 exons. The record is from RefSeq and is a predicted model, not a curated record. The coding region runs from base 644 to 6442 and encodes 1932 amino acids. Gene Ontology annotation, molecular function: protein binding; GTPase activator activity; phosphatidylinositol binding. Gene Ontology annotation, biological process: small GTPase-mediated signal transduction. Gene Ontology annotation, cellular component: actin cytoskeleton; Golgi apparatus; nucleoplasm.